AGCGAGCGAUCGAGCUGUCCCCUACCUGUGUUGCUCUCCCUCUCCCCCUCUUCUCUCUUGCGCGCUUGCUUGCUUCCCUUCUCCGUGUGAGCGAGGCCACCAGCGGAGGAGGGCUGUGCUGAAGAAGGCUGCGCCAGCGAGAGCUUGGUGACUGGUUGGCCUUUUCCUACCUACUGGACCUGCAGUACUUUCAACAUGCUUUUUGCAUAUCACUGCAUUAAGGAUGAAUAAAAUGUUAAGCACCGACUGUUUAGGGACGCAGGAGUUUCAUACAUUCCACAAGACUACUGAAAUACUGGAAGACUCGCAAUCUCAAGAGAUUGCAUUCCACGAAGCAGCGCUGGGGUCAACGCUAGUAGGCCAUCAAAAUGUCCACUCUAUUGCCGCAGUAUCAGCAGGAGACAUUGGAAUGGCUGAAGUCAGCUUGUUGCAUGGUGAAUCUGACACAUCAGCUACCGGUUUACUGCCAGUGUCAUUCUUGUCAUGUGGUCCUCGAUCUAUGGCUCAUAUCUGGCAUUGUGGUCCUGUUGAAAAAGUAUGUCGAUCUAGGACCCCUGCCAGUUGUAAGGAUUAUCAGCAAAUUACCACAACGGUUCCAGUAUCAGUUCCGUCAUCAUCUGGCCUUGAAACCAUCCUAACACCUAAUCCAAUGUACAGUGAUAUUCAGUUGAAAGAUGUGAACUACAAUGCUACAGCAAUGGAGGAAAGCACCGAGUUCCUUCAGCUGAUUCUUAGUGGCAAUGAUGAAGGCUACAAUACUUCAAGCGAACUACAAGUUUGGGAUGUUCUGGACUUCUACUUCUCAGAAAGUUUUUCUGAUGUACAAUUUGAUAGUAUAAUGGGUUUUACAAGUGAUGUCAGUACUUCCUCUCAUGAUUAUAUGAAUAUUGCUGACUUGGUAGAGCGGCCUGUGGCACUCCUGUCUCUCAAUGAGACAGAGGAACCAAAUAAUGCAGCCAAUAAGGCUCUGGUCGACCACAGUAGAAUGGACCCAGAUGACACAUCCUUGUACCUUCAAAUGAAACCACCAGAUUCAGAAAUCGAAAGUACUUCUGCCUCUCAGGAUGUGAUAGGAAUUGAGUAUGUCGAUUCAAUUCCUAGAGGUCUACCUUCAAAUGAAAAGCUUCAUUCUAGAGGUCUGCCUGAUUUAAUGGAUGUUGACUCAUCCAAUCGUCUACGAAAAUCACCAGUGAGAACGAAGCAUGUCACUCUUGUACUUGAUUUGGAUGAGACUCUUGUCCAUUCAACAUUGGAUCACUGUGACAUAUCUGAUUUCAGCAUUCAAGUUUUCUUCAAUAUGAAAGACCAUACAGUUCAUGUGACACAAAGGCCCUACCUGAAGAUGUUCCUUGAGAAGGUAGCUCAGAUGUUUGAGCUUGUCAUUUUCACAGCAAGUCAGAGAAUCUAUGCUGAGCAGAUAAUAGAUAGGCUUGACCCUGAUGGGAAAUUGAUCUCGCAACGAAUUUAUCGUGAGUCGUGUAUAUUCUCUGAUGGCAGCUAUACAAAAGACCUGACAAUUCUAGGAGUCCACUUGGCAAAAGUUGCUAUAAUUGACAAUACGCCACAGGUUUUCCAGUUGCAAGUCGAUAAUGGCAUCCCGAUAAAGAGCUGGUUUGACGACCCCGCGGACCAGGAACUGGUUGAGUUACUCCCGUUCCUCGAGACCCUUGUUGAUGCCGAGGACGUAAGGCCACUAAUCUCAAAGACUUUUCAUGGCAAAGUCCAGCAGGAUUAGACUUAAGAUGCAUCAUUAUCAUGCACUGAGCCUGAGCCUGAGCCUGCCACAGUGUCAGCGAACUCCGUCCUGGGAAAUUAGGUAUAGGAUCAGCAUUCACCCAUUUAUGUUAUGUUGGCUGUUACAGAUAGCAAGCAUAAACUGCAUGUCGCCAUGGCUUGUAUACGUAGUAUUGCUCGGGUUUUCUGUGUGGCA
Molecule: messenger RNA, 1930 nt
Organism: Triticum aestivum (bread wheat)
Lineage: Eukaryota; Viridiplantae; Streptophyta; Magnoliopsida; Poales; Poaceae
Product: probable phosphatase PSR2
Exons: 8
Coding region: 224-1735 (503 amino acids)
Molecular function (GO): phosphatase activity
Source: RefSeq, a predicted model, not a curated record